Messenger RNA from Loxodonta africana (African savanna elephant), 2508 nucleotides. RefSeq names its product putative gustatory receptor clone PTE03. The record is from RefSeq and is a predicted model, not a curated record. NCBI's taxonomy places the organism in Eukaryota, Metazoa, Chordata, Mammalia, Proboscidea, Elephantidae. Gene Ontology annotation, biological process: G protein-coupled receptor signaling pathway. Gene Ontology annotation, cellular component: plasma membrane. Gene Ontology annotation, molecular function: olfactory receptor activity; G protein-coupled receptor activity. The transcript has a single exon. Bases 1406 to 2344 code for a protein of 312 amino acids.
GUGUUGGUAAUGAUAGCGGUUUAUAAUAAUUAUGAUGUUUAUUACUAUGCUUUCAGAUAAUACUAUUAAUUAAAACAAUAAUAACAAGGGACGUCUUAGUCAUCUAGUGCUGUUAUAAGAGAAAUAGCACACGUGGAUGGCUUCAGCAGACAGAAGUUUAUUCUCUCACAGUCUAGUAGGCUAGAAGUCCAAAUUGGGGGCAUCAGCUCCAGGGUAAGGCUUUCUCUUACUGUUGGCUCUGGAGGGAGUCCCUUGUCAUCAAUCUUUUUCUGGACUAGGAGCUUCUCAGUGCAGAAACCCCAGAUACAAAGGAUGUGCUUUUCUCAUGGCUCUUGCUUCUUGGUAGUAUGAGGUCCCCACAUCUCUCUCUUCAUUUCUCUCUUUUAUAUCUCAAAAGAGACUGGCUUAAGACAAUCUAAUUUUGUAGAUCUCAUCAACAUAACUGCUGCUGAUCCAUCUCAUUAACAUCAUAAUGAUAGGAUAUUUGCAAUACAUGGGAAAAUCACAUCAGAUAACAAAAUGGUGGACAUUCACAUAAUACUGGGAAUCAUGGCAUAGCCAAAUUGAGACAUGUUUUGGGGGGACACAAUUCAAUCCAUGACAAGGAAUAAGAACCUGAAAGAUGGAACAUUUAAAUAGAAAUAAGAAUAUAAAGGAUAGAUUUUGAGGAACACCUGAAAAUGAAAAAGCUUAGUUGAGUCAUGGGAUUGAACUCCUGGCCAGCUCCCUCAGCAGAGCAUGGUGAGCCAGGUCGCCAUCUCCUCUUGAGGUACAUCAAAUCUGUUCUUCCCUGAAUAUGAAUUUAUUAUACAUGGGCCACAAUGGUUGAUGCUCUAGAACAGUGAACCUCAAAGUGUGAUCCCCAGACCAGCAACAGUAGCAUUUGAGAAAUGGUUAGAAAGAAAAAUUUUAGAGCCUUAGACCCCAAAUUCUGAAUUCAAUACUCUGAGGGUGGGGCUUAACAAGUUCUUCAGCUGAUUCUGAUGAAAAGAGGCAUUUGAGAACCACUGCUCUAAAAACAUAGAUGUAGAGUUUGUUUUUAUGCUAGUUUGAAGGCUUAGGAAAAUUCUCAAGGAAAAAGCCAUGUAUUUUUUUUCUACUUUAUGGCUGUUAGUUGGCACAACGUGAAAAAAUAGUAGAUAUACAAUAAACACAAAGAUACUACCUAUUUGCUCAGAGAGUAAAGGAUCUUUAAAACCAGGGAGAGCACUUGUGUCUUUAUUCAGGUGAAAGAUUUUUGGAAGAUGUGGUGAUGGAAGAGAGAGAAGAAUAGAGAGAAAACAGGAGGGAGGAAGGUAGUAUUCACUUAGUUUCACAAUAUAGAUGCUAGAAUUUCUCUGAAAUACACAAUUCUUGUAAAUCUGUUAUAUGUUCUAUCACUUCUAUCAUCAGACUCAUCAACAACAUGGCAUCAGAAAACCAAACUGGUGUAACAUCAUUCUUCCUCCAGGGGCUCUCAGAGGAUUCAGAACUGCAGCCCCUCCUCUUUGGACUAUUCCUCACCCUGUACUUUGUCACUGUGUUGGGCAACCUGCUCAUUAUCCUGGCCAUCAGCUCAGACUCUCACCUCCACACCCCCAUGUACUUCUUCCUCUCCAAGUUGUCCUUCACUGACAUCUGUUUCGGCACCACCACAGUCCCCAAGAUGCUGGUGAACAUCCAGACACAAAGCAAGUCCAUCAGUUACACAGGCUGCCUCACCCAGGUUUGCUUUGUUCUGAUGUUUGCAGGUGUAGAAAAUUUUCUCCUUGCAGCAAUGGCCUAUGACCGCUAUGUGGCCAUCUGCCAUCCACUGAGGUACACAGUCAUCAUGAACUCCUACCUCUGUGGCCUGCUGAUUCUCCUCUCCUUGUUUAUUAGUUUGGUGGAUGCCCUGCUACACAGUCUGAUGGUGCUCCAUCUGUCCUUCUGUGCAGACCUGGAAAUCCCUCACUUCUUCUGCGAACUUGCUCAGGUCAUCAAACUUGCCUGCUCCAAUACCCUCAUCAAUGACAUCCUGGUAUAUUUAAUAACUAGCAUAUUGGAUAGUGUUCCUCUCCUUGGGAUUAUUUUCUCUUACAUUAAAAUUGUCUCUUCCAUUCUGAGAAUGCCAUCAGCUGGGAGAAUGUAUAAAGCUUUCUCCACCUGUGGGUCUCACCUGUCAGUGGUUUUCUUAUUCUAUGGAACAGCUUUUGGAGUCUACAUUAGUUCUGCAGUUACUCAUUCUUCCAAAAACUUAGCAGUAGCCUCAGUGAUGUACACUGUGGUCCCUCCAAUGAUGAACCCCUUUAUCUACAGCCUGAGGAACAGAGACAUGCAGGGGGCCUUGCAGAAACUCUUCUGGAGAACAUCUUCUUUUUCUUAGUUGUAUCAUCUGCCUUAGGCUUGUGCUUCUAUAAUAAGUCAAAGUGAAAGAAUACUUGGUGAAUCAGAAUGUUAGAAUCUUCCAGUAACAAGUUUUUUUUUUACAUUGUGAUAAUAUUUUUAUUAUUAAUUUUAAAUAAUUUUUACAUAUGUGUGUGCAUAUUU